AUGUUUGUAAUUCGUGUGUUAUUUCAUAUGUGUGUAAAAUAGUGCAAAAUUUAGCAAUAUUUUAUUUUUUAAUAUCGUUAAAAUCAACUAUAUUUAUUAAAAUUUAUAAUGUCUGAUGAAUCUGAAUACGACGUGGAGCCGGAAGAAUUUGAUAUCUACAAGAGAAAGUAUCAAUUACUAUUGGAAAGAUGCGAGAUUUUGCAACAGGAGAAUGAGAGAUUGGUCUAUAGAAUCCAGAAAGUGAGGAAACUUCUUCGACGUACGAGGAAGGAGAAAAAAUUCUUGAUCGAUCGCUUGGAUCAACAUGGAGAUCGUUGGCGUGAAGCACCGAUGGGUGUGCUCGAAGAAAAUAGUGUAUUUCAAACAAUGCCAAAACCUGAAAAAGGGGGAAAAGGUGCAUCUAAUAAUGCAAAAGAGGAAAAACCUAGAAAGGGAACAAAAAGAAAGGGCGCAAAAGCUGAUCCAAACGCACCAAAACGACCUGCCAAUCCUUUCUUCCAAUUUUGUCAGGAACAAAGACCUCGUGUAAUGGAACGUUUGGCUGGAGAACCAGAACCAAGUAAACAAGAACUCACCAGACAACUUGCAACAACUUGGAAGUCUCUCAGCUCUGAAGAUAAGAAAGUGUAUUACGAUAUGUACGAAAGAUCCAAGGAGAAAUAUGUCGCAGAAAUGCAGAUAUAUAAUAAAAAGACUGAAGAUGCACCUUGUCAAGUGCCACUAAAUAUAACAUAAUAUAACACAAAUACUCAAUGUAUAAAAAAUGAAAAAUUUAUAAAGUCAUGCAAUUAUCUGUUCUACAAGCAAUAUCAGGAACAGCCAAGAAAAACUUUGGAACAGCAAGUUUAAUGAGGAAAGGAAGUGUAACAUUAAUUAGAAGCAAGAGACGAAACUGCUAAUAGAAAAGAAACAGCAUUGUUCCAUUUAGUCGAUUGCACAGUCUUGUAUUAAUACAUUUAAUACCUUGUGUAUAUCAUCACUUUUGAUUUAUAUUUUUCAACAGUGUGCAAGUAUGUACAUAUAAUGUAAGUAGAUAUUGAUAUAUUAAGCUGAAAAAUUUUGUUUUUUGUAAAAAUAGAAUCCAAAGUACAAAAAUGAUAGGAGUUUAAAAAUUGUAGAUAAGUAAGCCAAACAUAUUGUGGAUGUAUAUACUCAAAUAUUUAUUUUAACAUAAAAUGCCGCAGUACAAUGGUUUUCAGAUGUAAGAUCUUCUCUGGUUAAAAAACAAAAAUUUAUCUCUUAUUUCAAUCUUAUCUCAUGCUGAUUCGUGAAAAAUAAAUCUGCACUUUUGUUAUCAAUCAGUUCCAAAUAGCGAUCUUAUGACUGAAAACACGAUUGUACUGCAUAUAAUAAAAGUUACAAUAUAUUCACCUAGAUAUUUUUCUGUUCUUACAUCUCAAGGUUAAUGUUCCAUUUUAAAUCUGUAUUAAGUAUAAGUAUAUUAAAUGAAUAGGAAGAUA
Messenger RNA from Linepithema humile (Argentine ant), 1460 nucleotides. RefSeq lists its product as uncharacterized. The record is from RefSeq and is a predicted model, not a curated record. NCBI's taxonomy places the organism in Eukaryota, Metazoa, Arthropoda, Insecta, Hymenoptera, Formicidae. Gene Ontology annotation, molecular function: DNA binding, bending; transcription cis-regulatory region binding. Gene Ontology annotation, biological process: regulation of transcription by RNA polymerase II.